Trichoplusia ni (cabbage looper) is the source of this 2435-nucleotide messenger RNA. It is a transcript of the gene AP-1sigma, whose product is annotated as AP-1 complex subunit sigma-2. Gene Ontology annotation, cellular component: membrane coat; intracellular membrane-bounded organelle; AP-1 adaptor complex. The record is from RefSeq and is a predicted model, not a curated record. Lineage: Eukaryota; Metazoa; Arthropoda; Insecta; Lepidoptera; Noctuidae. The coding region runs from base 175 to 648 and encodes 157 amino acids. The transcript has 5 exons. Gene Ontology annotation, molecular function: clathrin-cargo adaptor activity. Gene Ontology annotation, biological process: intracellular protein transport; vesicle-mediated transport.
AUGACGUCAUAACAUUGAUCAGUGUCAUGUCGUCACGUCAGCCAAAUUAUUAAAGGCUGUGUAUAUAUUUAUUAAUAUUUCCUGCCCAAAAUGUAAUGAAGUUAUAAUCUAAUUAUUAGUACACAUAACAUUCCUUUUUACGUAUUUUGUGUAAUAUAGAUUUAAGCUGAAAAAAUGAUGCAAUUUAUGUUGUUAUUCAGCCGUCAAGGCAAGUUGAGACUGCAAAAAUGGUACGUCGCUCAUCCCGAUAAACUGAAGAAGAAGAUCACCAGGGAGCUGAUCACCACAGUACUGGCCAGGAAACCCAAGAUGUGUUCAUUCUUGGAAUGGAAAGAUGUUAAAAUUGUUUACAAAAGAUAUGCAUCCCUGUACUUCUGUUGUGCGAUGGAGCAAGAGGACAAUGAACUGCUUACCCUGGAGUUGAUCCAUCGCUAUGUUGAGCUCCUUGAUAAAUACUUUGGCAGUGUAUGUGAGCUAGACAUAAUCUUCAACUUUGAGAAGGCUUACUUCAUCCUGGACGAGCUUGUGCUGGGUGGUGAGCUGCAGGAGACCAGCAAGAAGAAUGUGCUGAAGGCCAUCGCUGCACAGGAUCUGCUGCAAGAGGAGGAGACUCCCCAGGGCUUCUUCGAGGACCACGGGCUCGGCUAGCAGCUGCGCCCGCGCACCGCCCCGCAAACGUAGCCGCACUAGGACAUAGUCACGUGAUCAUCAAGUAUUCUGAUAUUAGACUUAGUUCAUAUUUGAUAUUGUCCACAGCAUCCCCAAAACAACUUGGUGCGUCUCUGUCACAAGCAUCAUUCGUUUGUACUCUUAUCCCGCUUUAACUAUUUGCAGACGUGUCAAGUUAUUUUGGCGGCAUAGUUAUCCUGCUCUAUGUGACUAAAAUUGGGCGGUAACCAUAACGUCUUAUAUACAAACCAAUAAGGUUCACUUUUCUCUACCACCAUCUUGCGGAAAACGUGUAGAUUAUGUAAAAUAUAUUACAGAAAAACAAACGUAAAUGUUUGUUGUAUGAAGUAUUAAAAUUCUUAAAGUCCGUUUUUAAGUAUUCGAACUAGGGACCUAGCAAAACCUCUGUAAAGCAAUACUGUUGUCAUUGUGGAAAAGAGACAGCUCUACACCAUGUAGUGCCCUCUUGCUUCCACAAAAAUAACAGAUUUACUUUAAGAUGUAAUGUUAGGCCCCUAAACAAUUACUAUUUUGAUCAAAGCUCGGUAUUAGUUCUGUGGUUUAGUUUGCUUAUGCUUAAUCAUCGCAUAAUUACAAUUAAUUAAAAGUAAUUGCAUUUUAGUAUUUUUAGUUAGGAACCAGAGUUGUUAGUGUUAAUAUAACACAUUGUAACGUGGCAACUACUAUGUACUUAAUUUAGUUUUAGUGAAGUGAAAUACACCGCUUGCAGUGUUGUAAGUGAGCAAUAUAUUCUUCCUGUCUUUUUAUCUAUUGGUAAUUGGUACUUGAAAAAUAAGGUGAAUAAUCUUGGUGUGUAUUUAAAAAACAAAUGUAAAACGACAGUAACGAUUCCAAAAUGAAAUAUACUUCUGAAAUAAAUCUGUCGUAUAUAUGUGAUUGUAUAAAAUGACACAUCAAGAAUUCGAAUCUUAUUUUUAAGUACACGAACUAAUGGAAUAUAGUUGUAUAUUUUGAUCUAAACCUUUCUCAAAAUUGUUUUAGCUUUAUUUUAAAUACAUUUGAAAUAUAAACAUCGCGAGUAUUCAAGUUUAGUUUUGGGUCACAACUUUUCUAUAAAAAAUUUAAAACUUUUAAAUCCUUUUGCUGUGUUUAAAAACGGCUGAAACAUUCGUGUAUAUUCUAUGAUAAUAAAUGUUUGUUGUGAAUCUAAAGUCGCCCCAACGUAUAUGGUAGAAUAAUUUAAUAAGUAGUUGUGCCAAAAGAUGCGUACAUUUAUAUUUUCGUAAAUAUUUUAGGAAUUUCGCUUACGAUUGUUAUCCUUGUAUAUCAAAGUAAAUCCUGUUAUUAAAAUCUAUUUAAAAAUACUUAUUGUACCAGUAAAUGUUGUAUUAUAAAAUGUAUUAUCUUGCCCCAGUGACAGAAAGGUUUGCAGAAGCCCAAAUUACCCAGUUAUAAGCUAUUUGUAUAGUAUGCCACAGGUUGUACCUUCUGGAACAUACGUGCGUACAAACACUUCAUGGAAUUGUGUAUCACUAUAGCAUGUAUUGUCUUGAAUAGUUUAGCUUUAACAUUACCGUACACCGUGAAGACUGUUCGAUACCACAUCAUUUGUAUACAUUUCUACAUUUGUAAACUUUACACGAUAAUGUCAUGUGAUACGUAUUUGUGCAUGUUUCGAUUCCCAAGUCUCGCGUCAGACUUUUAUCUCAUAUCAGUUUCAUAUCUACAAUCAAGAGGCCUAAGUAUUAACAAAUAACAUUCUCUUUGAAAUAUAUUGCGUAUUAAAGUAUUAUUAAACAAUAAAA